AACCCUUUAGCGAUUGGCAACAAUUUGGACUUUAGCUUGUGCUACAAUACCCAGCUGUGGAAAUCUGCUUUUGGAUUUUUUUGCACCAUUGACUUUGCAAGAUAUUUGUUCUAUGGCUGGGUUUUCCAAGGAGUUGAUGACACAUAUGACAUGAAUCAACCCGCUGAGGUUUUGGAUUCUGUCACCCCAUGGUCUCCGGGGGAGAAAGCUGGACUUGUCCUCUACCAAAGCCCAUUUAUGCAGCUUAAUUCUCCAUAGCCAACAGCGUCAGUGCUUUGGAGGAAAAUGUAUUGUACAAGAAGGAAGCGACUGCAGCUGAGCCGGGUCCUGUUUCUCCUUUCUGGGGUUUUCCUGUGUACCCUCUACCAGCUGACCAUCAGUGCCAGACUGUAUGAGCCUUUGCCAAUGCCUCAGAUUGGAGAGGAUUUUGGAGAGGGUUCAACAGAGGGGGUUGAUGAGACUACAGUAGAGACUCAGGGGCUGGAGGAACCUCUCACUGCAACACAUGAAUUAGAGCCCACAGAUCAAACAACACCAGAGAUGCAUGUGGUGCAUCAUCAAGACACAACAACAGAUUUUAAAGCAUCCACCCCCACUGAAUCUCCACCAUUGCCAACUACAAACAGAACUCUUGUGCAUUGCAUCUAUGUGGCCCCUGAAUCUCCAAAGGAGACACCCACACCAGCUCCAGCUCCUCCUGUAACCACCAUCACUCCAGCCUCUCCUGGUGAAGCUCCACAUAUAAAGGGCGAAUACCCUGAAGAUAUCUUUUCUAUUGAAGACCGCAGACGAGGCUGGGUGAUCCUCCACAUUUUUGGAAUGAUGUACAUGUUCAUUUCACUUGCGAUUGUGUGUGAUGAGUUCUUUGUUCCCGCACUGGGGGUAAUCACAGACAAGUUGGCCAUCUCUGACGAUGUAGCAGGAGCCACCUUCAUGGCUGCUGGAGGUUCUGCUCCUGAGCUUUUCACCUCCUUGAUAGGCAUCUUCAUCGCCCACAGCAAUGUGGGUAUUGGCACAAUUGUUGGUUCAGCAGUUUUCAACAUUUUGUUUGUGAUUGGAAUGUGUGCUUUGUUUUCACGGGAGGUUCUUCACCUAACCUGGUGGCCACUUUUCAGAGACGUAUCCUUCUACAUACUUGACCUCAUCUUACUCAUCAUCUUCUUCUUGGAUAAUGUCAUAAUGUGGUGGGAGAGCAUGAUGCUGGUGACCAGUUACACUCUCUAUGUGAUUUUCAUGAAGUUCAAUGUGCAAAUAGAACAGGCCUUCAAGACCCAACUUUACAAACACAAGAACAUUGUCAAGAUUAUUACUGUGGAGGAACCCGAAAAGACAAGUGGGGACGAUGAAGAUAAUGCCCCUCCUGCACCAGAGGACAAGAAUCGGUUAAAGUUGAAGCCAUCCCUUCAGCGGGGGGGAAGUUCAGCUUCUUUACACAACAGCACUAUGAGAAACACCAUCUUCCAACUUAUGAUCCACACAUUAGACCCUCUCGGAGACAGAAAAUUUAUGGAUAAGGCUGAGACUCUGAAUAAUGUGGCUAGACGGACAGCAGUAACACAAACCCAAGACAAAAGUGAAGAUGAUGGGGGGAAAACUGAGCAGACCAAUGAGCCAGAGGCCACCCCGCCGAAAGAACCAGAGAAGAAAGAGCAGCCAGAGGACGAGAAGGAUGACGUACCUGCAGGAGAGGUUGGGUCAGGAGGGUCAGAAGAUGAUGGCAGUGAUGAAGAUGACAGCGAUGAAGACAGCGAUGAGUUAAGUGAAGAUGAAGAUGAUGAGGAAGAGGAAGAUGAGGAAGAGGAAGAAGAAGAGGAGAAAGAAGAUGAACCUCUUUCUUUGGAGUGGCCUGACACACGACGUAAACAAGCCACCUACCUCUUCCUGCUGCCCAUAAUCUUCCCUCUGUGGCUCACAGUUCCAGAUGUCCGCAACCAGAAAUCUAAAAGAUUCUUUGCAGUCACCUUCUUGGGCUCUAUUCUGUGGAUUGCUGUCUUCUCCUACCUCAUGGUGUGGUGGGCCCAUCAGGUGGGGGAGACCAUCGGUAUCUCAGAGGAGAUAAUGGGCCUUACUAUCCUGGCUGCAGGGACGUCCAUCCCCGACCUCAUUACCAGUGUGAUUGUGGCUCGUAAAGGCCUGGGGGACAUGGCUGUGUCCAGCUCUGUUGGCAGUAACAUCUUCGACAUCACUGUGGGUCUGCCAGUCCCGUGGCUUCUGUACUCAUCCUUACAUGGUUUGGCUCCAGUGGCUGUCAGCAGCAAUGGGCUCUUCUGUGCUAUCGUGCUGCUCUUCAUCAUGCUCAUCUUUGUCAUCGUCUCCAUUGCAUCCUGUAAGUGGAAGAUGAACAAGGCACUGGGUUCCACCAUGUUCCUGCUCUACUUUAUCUUCCUGGUGCUUAGCGUGAUGCUGGAGGAUCGCAUCAUUGUCUGCCCUGUUUCCAUCUGAACGUGUGAACAUAAACCCUCUCUACAGCCAGGAUUCUCUUCUUGUGUCCUGAAGCAGAACUGUUAACCCAUACAUGUGUGGACCUCAUGAACAUGGGUCUUGAUAUCUGUAGAAACUGUGCAGAAAGCUACAGUAGUUGCUCUGCAUUGCUGCCAGUGGCAUGUGUCCUGAGUGUCAGAAGCAAUACACAUACUACAACAUUUUCUAGAACUUGUUAUAUACUCACCUUUAGCAACGAUGGCAGCUUUUAUAUUCAAGUUUUGAUUACACCAGGAGAUGCAAGAACUACUGUCUAAUAUAGUGUAGGUUGUGAAGUAAAAGAAUGAAUACUAACAGGGAUAUUCAAAUGUUUUCACUGUUUACACUGUAUACUGCAUCUACAGAAUGGAAUUAUAAAUCCUGAAUAUGUGCACAAUUUGGAACAUUUGUGAGGUUUUUAAAUGUGAAUUUUGUAUAAUAUGUAAGUAUACACUUCCGCCAAUGACGUUUUGUUUUCUUGAGAACCUGACC
Dicentrarchus labrax (European seabass) is the source of this 2952-nucleotide messenger RNA. RefSeq names its product sodium/potassium/calcium exchanger 1-like. NCBI's taxonomy places the organism in Eukaryota, Metazoa, Chordata, Actinopteri, Moronidae. Gene Ontology annotation, molecular function: calcium channel activity; calcium, potassium:sodium antiporter activity. Gene Ontology annotation, cellular component: membrane. The record is from RefSeq and is a predicted model, not a curated record. The coding region runs from base 286 to 2442 and encodes 718 amino acids. Gene Ontology annotation, biological process: long-term synaptic potentiation; long-term synaptic depression; intracellular calcium ion homeostasis. The transcript has 10 exons.